UGAGAGGAUUGAUCGCUCAGCAAAGAAUCGUAACUUUAAUUUGUUCUGCAGCCCCCCCGAGGAACACCACGGUCCUCAUCCUGCCCUCUACGGUGGUCCAGGAGGGACAAAACGUCACCGUCUGCUGCCAGACCAUCAGCUUCCCGCCGUCAGCCGUCGUCCUGAAGAAGCUGUCCAAUGGGACGGAGUUAUAUUCAAACAAUGGUACCUUCCUAUUGGUCAACGUGACGGCCAGAGACUCCGGGCUGUACCAGGUCAACGUGACCAACGAGCUCGGAUACCAGGUCAAAGUGUUCAGCAUCAGAGUCAGAGAGAGAAUCACCAGCCUGCCUCCCAGGCUCAGCGGCGUCCUCGUCCCAGUCGUCUGCGCUGCCGCUGGGCUCGCAGCUGCUGCUUUGCUCCUUGACUACCUGAGGAGCUCCAGGAAGAAAGGCUUCUAUCAGCUGCCCCAGUCUGCCCCACCUUCAGCCUGAGGGAGGCUGACACCUGGCUACUCACCUCCAACAUGUGACAUCUGUCUUUUAUCAUGUGGCUACCACAUCCCAACAUGUGACUACUACCUGCCAAACGGUGACUUCCAACUGUUUCAGCAUGUGAUUUCAAUAUGUUAAUAUGUGGCUACAAGGUUACACAUGCAAACUUAUUUUUCGAACUAUCCUGCGCUUUACUGGGAACUAUCAAUAUUUCAACAUGUGACUACGACCUGCCAAAAUGUAGCCUCCACAUCCUAAAAUGUUUCAUAUCCCAACUAUGUGGCUAUCACCUCCAAAUUUGCAUCCCAACAUGAUGCACCGUCAUGUGGCUACAAAGUCAAGGAAUGUGGCAACGAAGUUCCAAAAUUGUCACAGCAUGUGGCUUUGAUAUACGAACCUGUGGUUACUGUGUCCAAGCAUGUGGAUACCACCUGCCAAAUUGGGCUGGCCCCAUUGAGCCCAUGAGCAACUUAACCUUGAGCUGCUCCAGGGGGUCUGUCCCUGUAGUGAGUUCAUUGUAAGCUCGAGAUAAGAGCAACACUUGGCUACCACAACCCCAAAUAUGGCUACCAAAUUCCAACACAUGGUUGCAUCAUUUCAAGACAUUCAGCAUGGGACUACUUCCUGUGGCUCUCUGCACCCUCCCAACUCCAGGGAGGCUAGUUGUUCAUUCAGGGCUAAAUUAAACUACAACAGGCUUAACUCCCGUCGGCUAUAGACACAGCAGAGCCCGUCUGUGGGCAACACCAAUGUUUAAUGUUUAUUAGGCUUUAACUCAUCAAAACUUGGGUUUAGUCUCAUUUUCAGGACAGGACUUGCGAUGCUCGUGCUAUGUGCUUCGGGACCGUCCCCUAUGGUAAACGAGUGUCACAUGUUGUGUUCACAUCCACACAUGCGGCGACACCAUCCGUUGCUCCAUCAUGUGAACAGCAGCUAACGUCAUUUAUCACUUUUAUCAGCUGUGAACCUUUAUGUUUCUUUAUUUGAGGGAGGACGGUAGACAGAUGUUUGUCUUCUGUCAGAUGUUUGUCUUCAGCUUCCAACACUUUGUUUUAUCAGCAGAAGAAGAAGAUCUCUGCUGGUCCUUCAGACCCGCUGGAGCCGACUGUACAUUUGUUUUUCACUCUGUGCUUUGAUUAAAGAUAUUUAUUUCAUCA
Cottoperca gobio is the source of this 1630-nucleotide messenger RNA. Its product is annotated as vascular cell adhesion protein 1-like. The record is from RefSeq and is a predicted model, not a curated record. The annotation marks the transcript as partial. Lineage: Eukaryota; Metazoa; Chordata; Actinopteri; Perciformes; Bovichtidae. The transcript is spliced from 2 exons.